CGCCCGGCCUCUCAUGCGAGCGCGGCUUCUUCAUCUUUUGCUCCUGCCGCUCGUAGCGCUGAGCUGCAGCGACUUUCGGCUGCAUACGGACGGUGUCGUCGUCUCGGCGCGGACGAUGGACUUCAACUUGGAUCUGCAAAGCACGCUCGAGAUCGUACCGCGCGCGACGCUCAUUGAAGAGCCGCUGGCAAAAGACUGCGCGUCGUGCGCCGACUAUGGCUGGCGCAACCGGUACGGCUUUGUCGGCCUCAACAUGCUCAGCCUCAACGUCGCCACGGACGGGCUCAAUGAGGCCGGGCUCUCGGCGGCGUGGCUGUACCUCGUCGGCACCACGUACCCGACGCCCAAUACAACGGACGUGCGGCCUGUCGUGACGUCGGUCAUUACGUACAUUUUGGGCAACUACGCAACCGUCGCCGACGUCAAGUCCGGCUUGACCAAGGUGCAAAUCGCCGAGCCGCACCCGGGCGUGUCCAAGCUUCUGGGCACCGACUCGGGGUUCCAGUCGCUGCCGCUGCACAUUGCCGUGCACGAUGCGGCGGGUCAGAGCCUCGUGAUUGAAUUCAUUGACGGCAUGGUGCAUAUGCAUGACAACCCGAACGGGGUCAUGACCAACGCGCCGCCGCUGCCGACACACCUCGCCUCGCUGGCAAGCAUCGACAAGAGAAACGCCAGCCUCCCGGGCGGGUACGACUCCGAGUCGCGCUUCCUCCGCCUCUCGUUGCUCAACGACGUCGUGGCACAGCCGUACUUGGCAGCGACGAGCUACAAUGCGUCGACACCCGAGCAAGCGAGCAUCUCGGCGGCGCUGCACCUCAUCGACACGGUCACAAUCCCCGCCGCCGCCUUGCACAAUGGCGGGUCCACGCAGUUUAGUGUCGUGCGUGAUCAUGUCCAGCGCAAGCUGUAUGUCAAGGCGACGCAGAACCAAGUGCUCCGCGUCGUCGACGUCGGGUCGCUCGACUUUGCCGACGCCGGCCUGCGCAAGUCGAUUCCCGUCACCUUUGGCGACUGGUUUGUCAACAUCACGGACGAUCUUCUCGCCGCGACGGGUCACUCGAAGGACAUGCCGCCGCGUAGCUUUGUGGUCGCGGCGCUGCGGUCGGCGCCGGUGAAGACGCAACUUACGACGAAUGCUGCUGGUGACCAGUCGCAUGCGCUCACGUUUGCGCUCGGCACGAUCGUCGGCAUGGCCAUGAUGGCGAUCGUGAACGCGGUCGUUGCCAAGUACCGUCGCUACACGUACGUGUCGAUUCAAUAGAGAAAGUCGUGAGUUGUCGCUUGUAGCAAGAGUAAAUAUUUUCAAUUGAACUACCUUUGCUUGUAGC
Saprolegnia diclina VS20 is the source of this 1328-nucleotide messenger RNA. RefSeq lists its product as hypothetical. The coding region runs from base 14 to 1261 and encodes 415 amino acids. The transcript has a single exon. The record is from RefSeq and is a predicted model, not a curated record. NCBI's taxonomy places the organism in Eukaryota, Oomycota, Saprolegniomycetes, Saprolegniales, Saprolegniaceae.